Molecule: messenger RNA, 1459 nt
Organism: Mangifera indica (mango)
Lineage: Eukaryota; Viridiplantae; Streptophyta; Magnoliopsida; Sapindales; Anacardiaceae
Product: UDP-arabinopyranose mutase 1-like
Exons: 4
Coding region: 220-1323 (367 amino acids)
Biological process (GO): UDP-L-arabinose metabolic process; plant-type cell wall biogenesis
Cellular component (GO): cytosol; Golgi apparatus
Molecular function (GO): UDP-arabinopyranose mutase activity
Source: RefSeq, a predicted model, not a curated record
UUCACCCCUUGAAGUGCGGCUUCUUUUCGUUCGAUUGAAGAAGUCUGCCAUUGCUCUACAACACAACGAAACCCAGACCAAACACGUCUCCUCCCUUCCCCUUCACUCGUGCCGGUCAGCGCGCUUAUCACGUGCUACUUCAUCACUCUCUUUGCCCCUAUAUAAUCUCAUCAAUUGCCUCUUCAUCUCUACAUUUGUUCUUUUCUUUAACAAAUAAAAAUGAUGGCCCCAUUGGAGUGUGCUACUGCGGCCGAAACAGCAGCUCUUCCUAAGGGAGAACCCCAGUUGAAAGAUGAGUUAGAUAUUGUGAUACCCACCAUUAGGAACCUUGAUUUCUUGGAGAUGUGGAGGCCAUUUUUUCAGCCUUAUCAUCUUAUCAUUGUUCAAGAUGGUGACCCUUCAAAGACCAUCAAGGUUCCUGAUGGUUUUGAUUAUGAUCUUUAUAAUCGUAAUGACAUUAACAAGAUUUUGGGUCCUAAGGCCUCUUGCAUUUCCUUUAAAGAUUCUGCUUGUAGGUGCUUUGGGUAUAUGGUCUCCAAGAAGAAGUACAUCUUCACUAUUGAUGAUGAUUGCUUUGUUGCUAAGGAUCCAUCAGGCAAACCACACAAUGCCCUUGAGCAGCACAUCAAGAACCUUCUUUCCCCUUCAACUCCAUUUUUCUUCAACACUCUAUAUGACCCCUUUAGAGAAGGAGCAGAUUUUGUCCGUGGAUACCCUUUCAGUCUCCGGGAAGGUGUCCCAACUGCCGUUUCUCAUGGCCUUUGGCUCAACAUUCCUGACUAUGAUGCACCUACGCAACUUGUGAAGCCUCUGGAGAGGAACACUAGGUUUGUGGAUAUGGUUUUGACCAUUCCUAAGGGCACCUUGUUCCCCAUGUGUGGUAUGAAUUUGGCUUUCAACCGUGAGCUCAUUGGCCCUGCAAUGUACUUUGGUCUCAUGGGUGAUGGUCAGCCAAUCGGACGCUAUGAUGAUAUGUGGGCUGGCUGGUGCACCAAGGUGAUAUGUGACCAUUUGGGAUUGGGAGUCAAGACUGGUUUGCCUUAUAUCUUCCACAGCAAAGCUAGCAAUCCAUUUGUGAACCUAAAGAAGGAGUACAAGGGGAUCUUCUGGCAGGAAGACAUCAUCCCAUUCUUCCAAGCUCUUUCUAUUCCGAAAGAAUGCACCAGUGUUCAAAUGUGUUACAUAGAACUGGCCAAGCAGGUUAAGGAAAAGCUGAGCAAGGUAGAUCCUUACUUUGACAAGCUGGGCGAUGCCAUGGUGACUUGGAUUGAAGCUUGGGAUGAGCUCAACAGGCCAGGAGCUUCCAAUGGCAAAGAGAAGUAGAAAAUUUUUUACUGGCAGAAACUGAUGUUAUAAUUUUCAUACACAACAUUCGGAUUUACAGAUUGGCGGGUGUAAUGUUAGUUUACUAUUUCAUGGUUUGAACUCAUAGAAAUAAAAAUCACAUAUGGUUGAGGUA